Morus notabilis is the source of this 2366-nucleotide messenger RNA. RefSeq names its product cleavage and polyadenylation specificity factor subunit 3-I. Gene Ontology annotation, biological process: mRNA 3'-end processing by stem-loop binding and cleavage. Gene Ontology annotation, molecular function: 5'-3' exonuclease activity; RNA endonuclease activity; RNA binding. The transcript is spliced from 6 exons. Bases 94 to 2175 code for a protein of 693 amino acids. Gene Ontology annotation, cellular component: mRNA cleavage and polyadenylation specificity factor complex. The record is from RefSeq and is a predicted model, not a curated record. Lineage: Eukaryota; Viridiplantae; Streptophyta; Magnoliopsida; Rosales; Moraceae.
UUUCCUUCCCACUCGUUCUCCUCUUUCUUCGUUUUCCCUCUCUCUCUCUCUCUCUCCACUGCUUGAAUUCCACACAGACCACCAAAGCAGAAAAUGGCUUCGACGACAGGACAACCGGCGUCUCUGAAGCGAAGGGAUUCGUUGGCGGCGAGAGAGGAGGACAAGCUCGUUAUUACUCCUUUAGGGGCUGGCAAUGAAGUUGGCCGCUCUUGUGUCUACAUGUCCUUCAAGUCCAAAACUGUUUUGUUUGAUUGCGGAAUUCAUCCAGCUUACUCGGGCAUGGCUGCUUUGCCCUACUUUGAUGAGAUUGAUCCUUCUACUGUCGACGUCCUUCUCAUUACUCACUUCCAUUUGGAUCAUGCUGCAUCUCUUCCUUAUUUUCUGGAAAAGACCACAUUCAAAGGUCGUGUCUUCAUGACUUACGCAACAAAGGCUAUCUACAAGUUGCUUUUAACAGAUUAUGUAAAAGUGAGCAAAGUUUCAGUUGAAGAUAUGUUGUAUGACGAACAGGACAUAAAUCGGUCCAUGGACAAAAUUGAGGUUAUUGAUUUCCACCAAACAGUGGAAGUGAAUGGAAUCCGAUUUUGGUGUUACACAGCUGGUCAUGUCCUUGGUGCUGCUAUGUUUAUGGUCGACAUUGCUGGUGUUCGAGUCCUCUAUACCGGAGAUUAUUCACGUGACGAAGACCGACAUCUCCGUGCUGCAGAGACCCCACAGUUUUCCCCUGAUGUAUGCAUAAUUGAAUCCACUUAUGGUGUCCAGCAUCAUCAACCUCGAAAUAUCCGAGAGAAGCGGUUUACUGAUGUCAUACACUCAACCAUUUCUCAGGGAGGUCGUGUCCUAAUUCCUGUAUUUGCUCUUGGUCGUGCCCAAGAACUCCUCCUCAUCCUUGAUGAGUACUGGUCAAACCAUCCUGAGCUCCAGAACAUUCCAAUAUAUUAUGCUUCCCCGCUUGCAAAACGAUGCUUGUCUGUUUACGAGACAUACACGCUAUCAAUGAAUGACAGGAUCAGAAAUGCAAAAUCGAAUCCCUUCAUCUUCAAGCACAUAUCUCCACUUAAGAGCAUUGAGAAUUUUAAAGACGUGGGCCCGUCAGUAGUCAUGGCCAGCCCCGGUGGGCUUCAGAGUGGGCUGUCGAGGCAACUCUUUGAUAUGUGGUGCUCUGAUAAGAGAAACGCCUGCGUUAUUCCAGGUUACGUGGUUGAAGGGACUCUUGCUAAAACAAUCAUCAAUGAACCAAAAGAAGUCACUCUCAUGAAUGGACUGACUGCUCCUCUCAACAUGCAAGUCCAUUAUAUCUCAUUCUCCGCCCAUGCGGACUCUGCUCAAACAAGUGCAUUCUUGGAAGAGUUGAGGCCUCCUAACAUAAUUCUUGUUCAUGGAGAAGCAAAUGAAAUGGGGAGGCUCAAACAGAAGCUUAUGACUCAAUUCGCGGACCGUAACACUAAAAUUCUCACCCCAAAAAAUUGCCAAUCAGUUGAAAUGUAUUUCAACUCGCAGAAAAUGGCCAAAGCUAUUGGGAAGCUGGCUGAGAAGACCCCAGAAGUUGGUGAUAUUGUCAGUGGUCUACUAGUAAAGAAAGGGUUCAGCUAUCAGAUAAUGGCUCCCGACGAUCUCCAUGUCUUCUCGCAGCUAGCAACAGCGAACAUUACUCAGAGAAUAACUAUCCCGUAUUCCAGUGCCUUCAGCGUGAUAAAGCACCGGCUUAAGCAGAUAUACGACAGUGUAGAAUCUUCAACAGAUGAGGAAUCUGGCGUGCCAACACUGCGAGUGCAUGAUCGCGUGACGGUGAAGCACGAGUCAGACAAACACAUUUCACUUCAUUGGACAUCGGAUCCUAUUAGUGACAUGGUAUCAGACUCCGUUGUGGCUCUGGUUUUAAAUAUCAACCGUGAAGUCCCCAAAGUAGUUGUUGAAUCCGAGGAUACCAAAACUGAGGAAGAUAACGAGAAGAAGGCAGAGAAGGUGAUUUACGCGCUUCUCGUAUCUCUCUUUGGAGAUGUGAAGCUCCGAGGAAACGGCAAGAUAAUGAUUAAUGUUGAUGGGAAUGUGGCACAGCUUGAUAAGCAGAGUGGGGACGUUGAAAGCGAGAAUGAGGGUCUCAAGGAAAGAGUAAGGACGGCGUUUCGGCGAAUACAAAGCGCUGUCAAGCCAAUCCCUCUCUCCUCAUCUUAGCUCCUCAUUGCACUCAUUUUGUUUGUCGUUUCUGUUCAUGUUAGUAUUUCUGUAUCUUUUUUAUUCCUCAACUGUUUGAGUGUAGUUUCUGUUGUUUGUUGUCGUUGCAACUAACUAGAAAACAUCGGCCAAUACGCUUUUCGCUUAAUGUUGUUUGUUUCAAGAGUAAAAAGCCAGUACGCUUUUCGCUU